AUGGCAUUUGUUCGUGGUGGUUCUGGUGAUACUGAUAUUUUCUUCAGGUUUCAUUCUAAGAUUAAACUGUUUGCCAAACAUCUCACAUCACAACUCCAGGUAUCCACCACUGACCUGAGUGGCAAGUUGGUAGAGGGACCUGUAGACCUGGACGUGUCUGUUAUUGACCAGAAUGACAACCGACCCGUCUUCAAGGAGCCGCGCUACUCUGGGGAGGUUCAGGAGGGCUCCCCUACAGGCACUACAGUGAUGACCAUGACGGCUUAUGACGCAGAUGAUCCCAACACGGACAACGCUGUAUUGCGCUACAUCAUCGUGAGACAGCUGCCGGAUAAACCUUCACCCAAUAUGUUCUACAUCGACCCGGAAAGAGGUGACAUUGUCACCGUGAUAUCACCCCACCAGCUCGAUAGAGAGACUCUUCCAACCACACAGUAUGAGCUAGAGAUUGUGGCGAAGGACAUGGCAGGAAGUGAGGUGGGUCUGACAGGAACUGCAACAGCCACCAUCACCAUCACAGACAGGAACGACCACGCACCUGAGUUUACACACUCACUGUUCCAGGCAUCAGUGAAUGAGGGAUCAACUGGUGUGGUAGUGAACCUGACGGUGGACGACAGAGAUGACCCAGCCACUGGAGCCUGGAGAGCUAUCUACUCCAUCAUCAAUGGAGACCCCAACCAGAACUUUGAGAUACAGACCAAUCUGGACAACAAUGAAGGGAUGCUAUCGGUGGUAAAGCCUCUGGACUAUGAAAGUGCAAUGUUUCACACACUGCUGAUAAAAGUGGAAAAUGAAGACCCUCUGGUUCCUGACGUUGUGUAUGGCUCCAGCUCUACAGCAACUGUUUACAUUACAGUUAUGGAUGUGAAUGAAGGACCAGUGUUCUUCCCAGAUCCUCUGGUUGUCAUCAGAAGAGAGAAUAUCCCUGUAGGGAGCUUUGUGGCCAUGCUGAACGCUACUGACCCAGACUACCUACAAACCCAGAGCAUAAGGUUGCAAAAGGUUGUGUUGAGGGAGCAUCUCUGGCACAAACAGGAAGCUCAGUAG
This is a messenger RNA of Sinocyclocheilus grahami, 1050 nucleotides long. RefSeq names its product cadherin-13-like. Gene Ontology annotation, biological process: cell migration; cell-cell adhesion mediated by cadherin; cell morphogenesis. The transcript is spliced from 8 exons. Gene Ontology annotation, molecular function: beta-catenin binding; calcium ion binding; cadherin binding. The record is from RefSeq and is a predicted model, not a curated record. Lineage: Eukaryota; Metazoa; Chordata; Actinopteri; Cypriniformes; Cyprinidae. Gene Ontology annotation, cellular component: plasma membrane; catenin complex; adherens junction. Bases 1 to 1050 code for a protein of 349 amino acids.